AUGUUUUACGGGUCGAUUCCCCUGCGUAUCGCAUUCCCUGUGCACAGGGACACCACGAAAGUGCCGCGCAUGCUGAAGGAAGUUGGCACAUGGCUGUACCGACAGGAGACCGUCGAUGCCUUUCGUGUGUGGUGCAAGGCGAAUGGCGUGCGGGGGCACAAUAACGUGAAGGUGGUGUCCUCCAUGCACUACGCGCGGUGUUUGCGGGCCGCGAGGCACAUUCGCCCCGGUCAGGCGAUCAUUACAUGCCCCCACACCGCCUGCUUCAACUUUCUUGUUGUAGCCAAGGAGAUGUACAAUCUCAAUGGUGCCGCAGCCACACACAACUUUCCGUUGGAGGUGAACUGGAUGAAUUAUGACGAGCGCUGCAAGUUUCUGCGUGGGGCCUCCAUGGCGGAAUUGGUCACCGCGGGGUGGAUGUGCCGCAUCGCCUCGCUGGAGGAGAGCAGCUUCACACCUUACAUCCGAUGGCUGUUGGAGGACACACGGGGGCGUGACGGUGUCGCAAACGGCAUGUCGAAGGAGCGCGGUGAGGACAGCGGGUUGGUUGACCACUACUUCUCUGAAAUGGCAACCGACGCGUGCGAAGAUCCGGAGGUGUUCCUGGAGAACCUUUUCCGCAGCUUUGCCGCGCUGCACCUCCGCGCCGUUCCCAUUGAGUCUGCGGCAAUUUGCCUUUUUAUUCCCGGCACAAACUUCUUCAAGGCGAAGUCAGAUGAAAUGUUUGUGCCCACUCUUAUCCCACUUGUAGAUGCCGUGCCACAGUUGGAAGAUGAUGCACACAACACAGUAGUGCAGUACUUUCCACACGACAGGAGCGACAAGGAGUCGUUGGCGCGGCGGUGUCGGGAGCUUUUUCUCCCUGAAGAGGAGAUGCGGGCGAUGGAGGCGCGACUUUCCCAGGGGGAUGGUGACAGCGGUUUCUUUGCGUUGCGUGCAUUGUGUCCAAUCGAGGAGGGCGAUCAUUUGUACCUGCGAGGUGUGCCGAAGUUGGGUGACGCAGCAAAGGAGUCGAUGACGGUGAAAGUCAUGGAGGCCAACCGACUCAUGAGUAAUGACUGA
Molecule: messenger RNA, 1062 nt
Organism: Trypanosoma cruzi
Lineage: Eukaryota; Euglenozoa; Kinetoplastea; Trypanosomatida; Trypanosomatidae
Exons: 1
Coding region: 1-1062 (353 amino acids)
Source: RefSeq, a predicted model, not a curated record